GAUGUUUUGCCAAGGCGAGGACUCUCUCCUGGGGGUAAACUGAACGUAGGGCUCUUCAAGAUCCAGGACACAAAUCCCUCACUGGGACCCCGAUCUUGUUGGCAGGGAUGCAGGGGUCAGGGACCUGGGCUGGCCUAUGUUCCUGUGCCCUCUGGUGUUCCCUCUUGCCCUGGGACCCUGCCUACCUCCCACUGGGCGCUCAUUGCCUCCCGUAACUCCUCCCGUAGCCUGGACAUAGCAGUCAUCACCUUGGAGCAGUGCCAGCAUCUGCUACGGCAGACCCAGGCUACUGCAAGCUCCACGGGAAUCCAGGCCUGGGAGAUGUGGCAUCGUGCAAGGGGGUCCUGGGGCAUGGCCACCGUGGCUCGUGUGCAAGCAACUGUGCAGACCAUCCAGCGUUUCCUCUUGGCUGAAGGUGCGGAUGCUGUGAGCAUAGAGCUGGUGGCAUGGCGUGGGCUGGUGGUGCCCGUCCCCCAAGACGGGGCAGCGGGCCUUGCCUUCCUGCUGGAUCAGAUCCAGGGUGCCCUCCCUGCACCAGAGGCCGUGAGUCAGGAGCUGCCCAAAGCUGAAGGUGUCCUCCAUCGGGCACAGCAGACCAGGGCGGGUACAGCCAGGGCUCUUCACCAAGUGCUGGAUUUGGAGGGAGUGCUGGUUGAGGCAGGAACUCAUGCAAGGUCUGCAGAGCAAGGACUGCAGGUGGUGAAACAGAGACUUCGGGGUCUGGAGGCCAGUGCACAGGAGGUGGCCAGCCACCUGGCCCAGGUUGCACUGGCGGGGGAUGUGACCCCAGUGGUGGGACAUCUGUCCAGUGGAUCUGCGGCUCUCAGGACCCGUUUGGCCCUGACUCAGCGGCAGGCCUGGGAGGCAGAAGAGCGAGCCACGCAUGCCCUGGGCGUGGCUGGGAGCCUGGGCCAGGAGCUGCAGGUGGCCCAGUUGGGUAUGAUGGAGUUGCAGGAGGGCACGGAGAGCCUUGUGGCCACGGUGCAGGAUGCAGGAGAGCGGGCACAGCGGGCACGAGCUGAGGCCCGAGAGCUGCUAACGCUGGUACAGGACAGCUGGAGAAGACUGGAGGGGUUGGAACGCCGCCUGGCUCAGAACGAGGAGGCACUGGGCAAGAAAGUGGCCACCCUGUGGGCCCUGGAGCAGCGGGCAGCAGAGCUACUGGGUCACAUGCGGCUGUGGGCCAGGGCAUACGCCGCCUGCUGACUUCAGUCUGUGGAUGCUAGUGAGAGGGACUCGGACUACCUGGGUGACUCUGAGUGACCCCACAGUGACCCAGGAAUCCCCUGACCUUGAGAGACCAGAGACACCAGAGUGCCUGCUGAUCCUGAGAGAUCCAUGUGACACCAUGUUGUUUAGUGGUCCUCUGACCUUGACAAAUAGGAGGGGUCACGUACAACUCCCUGAGGCCAUCUAGUGCCCCCCGAGAUCUUGAUAGAGCCUUAUCUCUGAGUGAUCGAUAAUUCUGAGCGCCCUCUAGUAUCCCUGGGCCCCUUGGAUUGACCACACGACCCCCCUGGUGUCUGGUGACCCCACUCCAGAUAACUGGUGAACCUUGAUGUUUCCCCUAGAAAACCCCAGCUUUUUGCCCUGGGCCCGCCGCUCUAGGGUACUCUCCACCUGACCCCAGACAGUGGGCGCGGAUGUGGCAAGCUCAAAGUCACCCCGACAGGGCCCUACAGACCCCAGAGUCUGGUCCCCGCCGAGGUCCCAGGGGCCUGGGUGGGGCACGCGCUCCGGCAGCGCGCAUUCCAAGCCCGGAUCUGGGCGCUCCCGGAGGGCUGAAAAGUCCGGAGUGGAUGAAUAGCCAGAAGAUCUGGAUUCACUUGCUACCGCUCUGGUCUGUUGUCAGUGCCCAGCUCCCUUUUUCAUACCAGGAAACUGAGUUCUUCUCAUGCCUACUUGUUGUAGUGACUGGGGGAGGCGGAGACUCUGAAUGGGGGAUGGCCUUUCUCCAUCUCUCCCAAACCCCCAUGUUAUCCUGUCCCUCCGGUCAGGCUGUCCUGAAGCUUCUCACAGGCCCUGAAUAGGGGUGCUUGGCACUCUGAGUGUGCCUUUCCGCCGCCUCACUGAUGCUGGAGCCCUGGGAAUGGAAAGCCUAGUUGAUGGAGACUCCCACAGCACCAACGACACUGGGGACAAAGACUUGUCCCGUGGGCCCCUUGAGGUCUCCAAGAUCACACUCCUCUCCUUGGCUUGUGCCACAACCCCUGCUUGAUGUGUCCCUGAACUGUAGUGGCCUAUGACCCCAAGCCCCAGUGUUCCCCUGGCUUUGUGCAGACCUGGGCCUGGGGGCACAAUAAAGGUUUA
This is a messenger RNA of Odocoileus virginianus texanus, 2310 nucleotides long. The record is from RefSeq and is a predicted model, not a curated record. Lineage: Eukaryota; Metazoa; Chordata; Mammalia; Artiodactyla; Cervidae.